AUGAAUCCUCUCCGCCUUGCAGCGCGACAUCUCAGACCACAUAUCACUCGACGACCAAUCACCAUGGCCAAAGGUACAGGUGACAUCCAAGUCAACACCAUCCCAGGCUUGAGCCUACAGGACCUCGCCUCAUUUCCAGCCUACAAGACCUGGUUAACUACACUCCAACAUUCUCUCUCGCGACAAGAAAACCCCUCACACGAAUUCCACCAUGACCCAUAUGUGCUUCGCAAAAUCGACAUCCAAGCAGUGGACCGAUUUGGGGGUGCGCGGCUCGGUUUCGUCAAGCUAAAAGCCGAAGUGUCGAAUGGCCGGGGCGAGACCCUCCCUGGAAGUAUUUUCCUGCGCGGAGGCAGUGUUGGCAUGUUGCUCGUCCUGCAACCGGAUGAUAUUGCCAAUCCGACAGAUAAUGAUAAGCGCGCUAUCCUGACUAUCCAGCCCCGCAUCCCCGCGGGCUCGUUGGCUUUCCCCGAAAUCCCCGCGGGCAUGCUGGAUGAUAGUGGGACUUUCGCGGGUGGUGCGGCCAAGGAAAUCCAAGAGGAGACUGGUUUAUUGGUUGAGCAGGCAGAUUUGAUCGAUAUGACUGCUUUGGCUGCCCGGGCGAAUGAAGGUCCAAGUGACGGGGAGUGUCUUCAGAACGCGGUUUAUCCCUCAGCUGGUGGGAGUGAUGAGUUCAUUCCAUUGUUCUUGUGUCAGAAGACCAUGCCACGGAAGGAGAUUGACGAACUACAAGGGAAAUUAACUGGUCUUCGUGAUGAGGGGGAGAAAAUUACGCUAAAGAUCGUUCCUUUGGGAGAUUUAUGGAAGACCGGGCUUAGAGAUGGGAAGACUCUAGCUGCGUGGGGACUGUAUCAAGGGUUGAAGAAAGAGGGUCUCAUCUGA
Molecule: messenger RNA, 882 nt
Organism: Penicillium salamii
Lineage: Eukaryota; Fungi; Ascomycota; Eurotiomycetes; Eurotiales; Aspergillaceae
Source: the annotation of a GenBank genome assembly